AUGUUUUUAAAUUUUGGUCGAUUCUUUGGAUUUGGAUCCUAAUCUAAAUUUGACAUUUUGCUAAAACAAGAUAAUUUAACCUUAGAAACCAUAUUGAAUGAGGAAGACAUAUUGUCUGAAUUAAAAAAUUCAAGCUCAGGCAAGUUUGCUGAUUUCAUAAUACAGCAUCCUAAGGAAUACUAUAAAAUGAUUUAUUACAUUAAUAAAGAUGUAACUGAUCAGGAGUAUAAUUCUAAAUAUCCAUUUUUGAUAAGUGAAAUAUUAGGUUCAGAAAAUGAUAAAUUGAUUAAUUUUCUAUUUGAAAAACAAGAGGACACACCUUAAGAAGAAGUUUAAAAUCCUUUAGAAGAUCAGCUAGCACUGAGUUAAUUCUAAGAGGAACAUUAAGAAAACGAAAAACUAAGAUAGAAUUUACUACCUGAUCUACUUUCUCUAUUAGAAAAUGAUUUCCUCUUAAUCACAUUAGCUGGAUAUUUUACCAAGAUUAUUUCAGCAAUUAUUCAUAAAAGAGGAGAUGAUUUUUGGGAAUACUUAAAAAAUCACCCACGAAUAAUCUCAAAUCUAUUCAAACAUUUAAGCAUAAGACAAAUUACUGAAAUAUUUGAAAAGUUGAUUAUUUUAGAUAAAGGUUAUGAAGAACAUCAUGAAGGCUUUUAUAUAGAAGAGAGACAAAAUUUAAUAGCCAGAAUGCUCAAAUUCCUCAAAGGAGAAUCACAUUCAAAUACAAUUAUUACAAACAUUUGUGAAUCCCUUAUUGAAGUAUACAAAAGAGCAUUGAUAUCUCUUGAAUCUAUGGUAGUUUUGAGAGAAAUUCUAUUAAAAAUUGAAAAACCGCUAUUCUUUAUGAGUUUGGCACUGCAAACUUAAAAUAGUUCCAUAUAUAGUUUACUCAACAUUCAAUUUGAAUUUUAUAACAAAAUGUCUUAGCUAUAAGAUAAACCAUACGAAAUAGAACUUUCUGUUCUUUAUAAACCAAUUUUAGAUGAAUCACUCAAGGCUCUAACUUAAUAGGACAUCUUUAAAGUAUCUUUUUAAACUACUUCUGGAAAUAUAAUUAGACCAUUAGGCGAUUCAAAAUUGUUAUUAAUAUAAUUGAUUAUAUAAUUAAUUUAGAAAAAAGAAUUAGCUCUGGUAAUUGAAAAUGGAGAAAUAUUUUAACAAAUAAUUAAUUUAGUAUUUGAAUAUCAAACAAACAAUUAAUUACAUGUUUUAUUUGAAAAAUUGAUUGUUGCCAUUUUAGAUUCAUAAAAUGAUCAUUUGCAUGAACUAUUUUUUGAAGAUACCAAUUUUCUGAAUUUACUAAUAAAGAUUAAUGGGUCUGAAGAAAGAAAAAAGAAACAUGGAUUUUAAGGUAUAUUAACCAAAAUAACUAAUUAUAUUAAUACUCCAAGUGUCCUUUAAAAAUGUUAAGUAGUAUAAACUGCAAUUGAUAGCAUCUAAAAUGAAUGGUUAAAAUAUCUUGAAGAAUUAUAAGUAGUUAAUGAAGUUGAAUAAUCGUGGUUAUUAGGAGUUAAUCCAAGAUUCAGAGAACAAAUAAAUGUAGAUCCUUAUAGUCCCCCUAUUUUCUGGCCUAAUAAUCUAUCCUCUUAUUAAAACAAUUCCACAGAUAAUUCUAAUUCAUAAACAAAUGAAAAUCAAGAAGAAACUUAAGUAGAAACUAAUAAUACCAGUGAAAAACAAGAAAUUGAUCAAAAUGCAGAUGAAUUUGAUUCAGAAGAAGCUUAAAUUGAAAAAUAAUCACCUAUUGAGGUUGUACAAGUGAAAGAAGAGAAUAUUGAAUCUUUGGAUGAGUAAUAGCCUGAAAAGUAUGAAUAAAAGAUAGUUGAUUCUCCAGUCUAUGUUGUUAGUGAUGAAUAAAUAAAGGAGAAUCCUGUAUAAAUAGCAGAGUUUUAGGAGGAGCCAAAUUAAUCAGUAUAAGAAGAACAAGAUAUUGUCUAACAAGAAGAAUAACUAAAUGAUUAGAAUUAAAAUUAAUAGAAUUAACUGCAAGAGUAGCCAAAAUAGGAAGAAUAAUCUAAUACACAAGAAUAACCAAAACAAGAUGAACAAUAAGAUUUGCUUCAAGAGUAACCAAAGAAGGAAGGGUAAUAAUAACCUUAAGUUGAAUAAGAACCAUAGGUAGAUAAUAAUGCAAUUUAAGAAUAACAGGAGCAGGAUUAAUAACUUAAAGAUAAUGUUUGA
Molecule: messenger RNA, 2181 nt
Organism: Paramecium tetraurelia
Lineage: Eukaryota; Ciliophora; Oligohymenophorea; Peniculida; Parameciidae
Exons: 4
Molecular function (GO): protein phosphatase regulator activity; protein phosphatase binding
Source: RefSeq, a predicted model, not a curated record